Messenger RNA from Hyaloperonospora brassicae, 675 nucleotides. NCBI's taxonomy places the organism in Eukaryota, Oomycota, Peronosporomycetes, Peronosporales, Peronosporaceae. The record is from the annotation of a GenBank genome assembly.
AUGCGGUUCUCAUAUCUCCGUGCGGUCCUGAUCUGCGGUGCGCUGCUCGACAAUGCUGACCACGCUUCAGGCCUCGGCCAAACAAAGACCGUCGCGCUCGGUGCGGGGUACGAAGUCGACGAGCCUAAACAUCUACUGAGACGACACGCUGCCGCCGACAAUCGAGAGGAGAGGAUGUUUUCGUUUGGAACUUCUGCUUUGACAGCAGCUCAAGUAGAGAAAUUCAAUGGCGCGAGUGAGGGAAAGGUGAGUGCCAUAAUAAGGGAGUUGUCCGAUGUCGACGUUGUCAAGUACUCUCAACUUGUCGAUGAGGUGCAGCGUCUAGAGUUAACGAAACUUAAAUCGAUGGUAAGGGAGCUCGGGAAUCUUCACUUGAACGACCAAGAUGUCCCGGACAUGCGCGACCAUCUGGAUUCGGUAAUCCGUGGCUCGAUCCUUCUUGAUACGAAAGUUUUUCUUCAACUGGCGCAAAAAUUACCGAAGUCGAAGUCCGCGGCUAAGGAUAUGAUUGAACAGGGGUUCAAAAGUGCCCUUGAAGACGGCCAUGGGCCGGAUGUCGUGCUUCCUGACGUAAUUGCGAACUUGCGGAAAGAAGGUUCAAAGGUGCGCGCCGACUACCUUCAGGACCAUAUAGACCAAUACCUUGCGUGGAAGAAGGCCCAAGAACCGGCAUAA